This is a messenger RNA of Nothobranchius furzeri (turquoise killifish), 10280 nucleotides long. It is a transcript of the gene aspm, whose product is annotated as assembly factor for spindle microtubules. Gene Ontology annotation, cellular component: spindle pole. Lineage: Eukaryota; Metazoa; Chordata; Actinopteri; Cyprinodontiformes; Nothobranchiidae. Gene Ontology annotation, biological process: mitotic cell cycle; establishment of meiotic spindle localization; spindle organization. The record is from RefSeq and is a predicted model, not a curated record. Gene Ontology annotation, molecular function: calmodulin binding.
CGACUUCUUUUUCAAAUCGCGCAGCGUUUGCCAGUGCGUCGUAACGCUUACUACUAGUUCGCUAGUUUCAGUACGAAACUAUUACUUUGAUUAUUUCGCUUGAAAUGUGGAAUUUCGUGAGUUUGCCCUUGUUUUAAGUAACGCUUUAAAAUGGCCGAAGCGGGAACGCAACGAGGAGUCCUGGAUUUCAGCCCGGUGAGGAAAAACAACACCGCUAACAAGGAAAACGACCAUCCAGUUCUGAGCUUGAUACAGUUCUCAAAGCCUCCUUUUGUGACAUUUGGCACAGUAAAGUUAGGCACCUCUAAAUCUGUUGUUUUACGGAUUGAAAAUCCCAUCGAGGAUGUCGAGGCGGAGGUUACUGUUAACAAGAUCCCUUCGAGUAAAGGCUUUUCUGUGGAGCACAACACGUUCACGAUUCAGCCGGAGAGCUCGUUCACUUUAACCAUAACCUGGACCCCAGCAGAAGAAGGUGGGUUCAGGGAGCUCCUCAUCUUCAGUGCUAAUGGAGUCCUGAAGCACCAGGCCGUCCUGCUGGGAAGAGCAGAAGCUCCAAAAAAGAACAAGAAGAGCUUGUGGGAUUCAAUCAAGAACAAAAGAAAAGGGGACCAAAGCCAAACGCAAAAGAAAACUGCGCCGCCGCUGAAGAUGGUGGCCAGUAAAACCUUCCAAGUCUCCAGAAACCCGCAGUACAAACGAGGGAAGCCACGCCCCCCGCUCGCCUCGCUCGAGCUGUCCCAAUCGAAGCACGGCUCAGGUGGCCAUCACUGGUCCAUUACUGGUGACCAUUACUACUCCGAACCAGGAGAACAGAAGUGUUUAAGUUCCCUACAGUCAGUGGCAGAUCAGGAGAGACGUCAUGACGUUCACAACAACUCCCCUGUUGUCCUGCUUGUCCCGGCUGCAAAACUCAUGGAUUCUGGCGGCGUGUCCGACAGUCUGAAACCUAAAAACAAAGAACUCACACAAUUGUUUAACAAGACUCUCUCUCCCAUUGGGACACCAGAUAUGUUAAAGAAGCUAAUGCCUCACAUUCAGUCAGAUGCUUCUGUGAACGUCGCCGGCGACCACACCGUCCCAUCUUUAAAAGAUGCACUGGAUCUCAUCGGCUCUGAUCUGAUUCUUCACACGAGUCCCAGAGACACGAGUUCAGGCUGCGAGUUCUCCGACUCUCUGGAGUACAAGAGUGGAAAACCGGACUGCAGGUCGGAUAAAAGUUCCUCGUCUGGGCAGCCCAGGCUCACCUUCUUUGUAAGUAAGAAGGUUGUUUCAGAAGACGUUGACGUUGGGGAGAAGGUGAAAAAGCCACCUUUUACGUCUGCUACCGUAACUAAAGGCAAAGCGCCAGCAGAGGUCGGCAGUCCAGGAGGGAGGAGAACAAAAAAGUCACGUCGACGGCUCUUGGAAAAGACAACAGAGUUCUCUGACAGCAGCAGCAGUCAAUCGGACUCUUGCUCAGACACCCCAAGCCUUCCUGUCAUCGACACGGGCGCGGGAUCCACGCUGGGCGAAGACGGACAUCAGCUCCCAGAGUUUAUGUCCUCUAGCCCCAAGUCGAAGCCUCACUGCUCACCUGCACCCAUCACCUUCCCCAUCUCCUCCCCUCUGCACCCGGCUCCUUCCAGCUUCUCUUUUUCGGUCACCUCUCCGCCUCCUUCAGUUCACGCCCCGGCUACUUUCACCAUCACCUCCUCACCACCGGCGGCCUCCUCGUCCACAGAGUCUGUGCAGGCCCCCACCAGUUUAGCACCAGUUUCUGCUGAGGACGACCCGUUUCCUGUUCAGCUGGAAGGUAAAAGCAAGAAGAGGAAGAGCGGGGAGGAUCUGAACGGUGGGAGUGAGGACUCUGGGGAAUCCAAACAUGUGAAAAGGAGCCGAGGCGUGGCUGCGAAAACCGAUUCCCUCAGAUCAGCCCAGGAGAGGAGGGGCGUGUCACAGAGAGCUGCAAGAUCGGUACACGCGGUGACAUCAUCAUCUCUGAGGAAGACGAAGCCCGCAGUGGCCGUCCAGGCCAAACGGCCAAACUCCAGAGUCCUCUCACAAGGUGCUUCAUCUGUGAAGAGAUGUGGCUCUGAAUCUGUGACGAAGGCCAAAGUGGUCGCGGUCGCUCAGUCGAAGCUGACCUUUGUUAAACCUCCACAAACGGCUCUACCGAGACACCCUAUGCCGUUUGCUGCCAAGAACAUGUUCUACGAUGAGCGGUGGAUCGAGAAGCAGGAGAGAGGGUUCGCCUGGUGGAUCAACUACGUCCUGACCCCGGACGACUUUAAAGUCAAUACAGAAGUCGCUAAAGUGAGCGCCGUGUCUCUCGCCAUGGGCAUCGACGAUAAGUUCAGCGCGCCCAAAGCUCCAACCAAAGAGGAGAUGUCGUUCAGCACCUACACGGCCAAGCACAAGCUGAACCGCCUCCGUCGGUCCGCCUGCCAGUUGUUCACAUCUGAGGUCAUGGUCAAGGCCAUUCAGAGGCUUGAACUGGAGGUGGAGGCCCGACGGCUGCUGGUUCGGAAAGAUCGACACCUGUGGAAGGACAUAGGCGAACGCAAAAAAGUCCUCAACUGGCUCCUGUCGUACAAUCCACUGUGGCUACGGAUCGGCCUGGAGACCGUUUUUGGGGAGCUGAUCUCGCUGGAGAGCAACAGCGACAUCCUCGGCCUGGCGAUGUUCAUCCUCCAGCGGCUGCUGUGGAACCCAGACAUCGCCGCUGAGUUCCGACACCCCCGAGUGCCUCACCUGUACAAAGACGGCCACGAGGAGGCGCUGUCUCGCUUCACCCUGAAGAAGCUGCUGCUGCUGGUCUGUUUCCUGGACAGAGCUAAAGAAUCCCGUCUGAUCGAACACGAUCCUUGUCUGUUCUGUCUGGAUGCGGAGUUCAAGGCCACCAAAGACCUGCUGCUGGCCUUCUCCAGGGACUUUCUGAGUGGAGAGGGGAUUCUCCCCCGACACCUCUCCUACCUCGGGUUACCAGUGUCCCACGUUCAGACGCCCCUCAACGAGUUCAGCUUCGCUGUGAACAACCUGGCGGUCGACUUGAGAUGCGGCAUUCGUUUAGUUCGUGUGAUGGAGCUCCUCGUUCAGGACUGGAGUUUGUCGGCAAAGCUUCGUCUGCCGGCCAUCAGCCGCCUGCAGAAGGUGCACAACGUCGACCUGGCUCUACAAGUUCUUACACGCAAAGGGAUAGACCUGAAGGACGAGCAUGGCGCCGUCAUUGAGUCCAGAGAUAUUGUGGACGGACACAGAGAAAAAACUCUGAGCCUCUUGUGGAAAAUCCUCUUUUCAUUUCACGUGGAGGUUAUUCUGGAUGAGGAUCAGCUGAGAGAGGAGAUCUGCUUCCUGAGGAGGACCCUGAGGACCAAGCGGAGGCUGGCGUCUGCGAGGGCCGAUCGGGGCUUUCAGCCGAGUCCUGAAACGACCCCGGCGCCGUACCAACACACGAGCACCAAGGUCGCUCUGCUGAUGGACUGGGUCCGUGCUGUGAGCGACUUCUACGGUCUGAAGGUGGAGAACUUCACUGUGUCGUUCUCUGAUGGCCGCGUUCUCUGCUACCUCAUUCAUCACUACCACCCCGGCCUCCUGCCAGGAGCCUCCAUCAGCACCAGCACCACGCAGACUGUGGAGUGCUCACAGAGAGGCCGUCUGGAGCUGAACUGUUCAUCUGGUGACUCCGACUGCUCCUUGGACGCGGCGCCAACUGGCUCUAAUGGACCAGACUGUUCCCCUCUGGUGUUCAAAGAGCUGCUGGAAAAUGAGAAGAGCAACUUCCGGUUGGUGAACGCUGCUGUGUCUUCCCUGGGUGGCGUUCCAGCCAUGAUCAGUCCAGCUGACAUGUCCAACACCAUCCCCAGUGAGAAGGUCGUGAUGUCCUACCUGUCCUUUCUUUGCGCCCGUCUGUUGGACCUGCGUAACGAAACCAGAGCGGCGCGUGUCAUUCAGGCUGCCUGGAGGAAGCACAGACUGCAGAAAGACCUGCAACUCUACGAGGAAAGAAAUCAGGCGGCGGGGAAAAUCCAGCUGGCGGUGAGACGUUUCCUCCAGAAACGUCGAGCUGAGAGGCAGAAUGGAGCUGCUGUAGUCAUCCAGGCGUUCUGGAGGGGUUAUUCUGCCCGCAACCGGAUGAGGCUGGAAGAAGAGGCUCGGAUUCGCGCCGUUCAGCACAAGGCAGCAACUGUCAUCCAGGCUCAGUGGAGGACUUUGUUCACCUUGAGGGCUUACCAACGCCUCAGAUAUUACACCAUUAUAGUCCAAGCACAGUGGAGAAUGAGGAGGGCAGCUGCUGCGUAUGAAAAAACCUACUGGGCAGCCACAGUCAUCCAGAAACACUCUCGAGCCACAGCGCUCUCAAGAAGAGAUCGGGAAAGGUAUCUCCUCCUGAAGGCGUCUGUGGUGAAAAUACAGCGAGCUUUCAGGAGGUGGAAAGCCCAGAAAGUACGAAAGCAAAACCGCGCCGCCGCGGUGAUACAAGCUGCUUUUAAGAAGUGGUUCAAGGCCCAAACGGCAGAAAAAGCUGCUGCUGCUGUGGCAAUCCAAGCUUGGUACCGAAUGCAGCUUUGUUUCUGCCGGUACAACAAGAUGAGGAGAAGCGCCCUGCUUAUUCAGGCUCACUUCAGAGGCCACGAACAGAGGCGCCGUUUUCAGACGCUAAAGCUGCGGCGAAACUCUGCACUUGUUAUCCAGAGUGCCUUCAGAGGUCACACGGUCAGAAAGGAGUUUUUGAAGUUGAGAUGUGCUGCCGUGAUCAUCCAGCGGCGGUGGAGGGCCUCCACGAGGCGAGACGCGCAGAGAGAAGCGUUUGUUCGAAUCCGAUGCGCUGCUGUUAAAAUACAGGCUGCUUAUAGAGGACAGGCGGCCCGAGAGCUGCUGAGGAAGCAGCACAAGGCGGCAACAGCGAUCCAGGCAGCGUUUAGGAGCCACGCGGCCCAAAAGCGUUAUCUCGUCGUGAGAAAAGCUGCAGGUUUGAUACAGCAGAGGUACAGAGCUAGAGCUCUGGCUCUAAAGGCAAAGAAGGAAUACGAUGCGGUAAGGAGGGCUGCUAUCGUUUUACAAGCCAGCUGGAGAGGCAGAACAGACAGGAAGAAAGUGGGAAUGUGGCAUCAGAGGGCGACGCUGAUACAGACUUGUUUCCGUCGACACAAAGCACAGACCGAGUACAGGUGCAAGAAGGCAGCAGCUGUAGUCAUACAACGUCGGUACAAGGCGUUUUUGGUAGGAAAGGAAACGAGAAGCGUCUAUAUCCAGCAGAGAAGAGCUUUCAUCGCCCUCCAAGCUGGGUUUAGAGGAAUGAGAGUAAGAACAGAGUUAAGAAAGAAGCACCAGGCUGCAACGAUCAUUCAGUCUGUGGUUAGAAUGUUUUUAUGUAGGAAACGAUAUGUUCUCCUCCAGAGUGCCGCAAUCAUCAUCCAGUGUAGAUACAGAGCGCUUCUCCUAGGUAGAGAGCAGCGGAGUGAGUUCAGGAAUGUAAAGCGGGCCGCCAUAAACAUACAAGCUGCGCUUCGUGGAUUUAGAGUCAGGACGGACCUGAAGAAGAGGCACGAUGCUGCCAGAAUGAUCCAAGCUCAGUUCAGGAUGUACAGGAUUCGUAGGGCUUACCUGGCUACCAGGUGUGCUGUUUUGACCAUUCAGGAGCGCUACAGGGCUAACGUUCUCCGGGAUGAACUGAUGCAGGCAUAUAAGAUCAAAAGAGCUGCGGCGGUGGUGAUCCAGGCUGCAUACCGUGGGCACAGGGCCAGAAGAAGGGUCACAGAGAUGCACCAAGCUGCAAGAAUCAUUCAGAGGAAGUUCUUGGCCACCCGAGCUAGAACGCAGUUCCUAGCCAUCAGGGCAGCAGCGCUGGUCUGUCAGCAGAGGUACAGAGCAGCUCUCCUGGCGAGAAAAGUUAAACUGGAUUACGUGUCAAAGCGCAGGGCUGUAGUUUGUCUGCAGGCUGCCUACAGAGGCUAUGCGGUCAGGAAGCAGCUGCUCAAAUGGCAAAGGGCAGCUGUAGCCAUUCAGUCUCAUUUUAGAAAACACCAACAGAGAUCCAGCUACAAGAAGCUCCUCUGGGCUUGCAGCGUAUUGCAAACACGUUACCGAGCAAACAAACAGAUGAGAGCUGAGGUUCAAGCCCUGUGUGCCAAGAGAAAUGCUACUGUUGUUUUACAAGCUGCCUACCGCGGGAUGAAGUCGAGACAGAGGAUAAAACAACAUCAAAAUGCAGCCUGUGUCAUUCAGGCAGCUUUCAGAGCCUGCUGCGAACGCAGACGCUAUCUGGCCUUAAGAUCCUGCGUCAUCAAACUUCAGCUCAGAUAUCGGGCCAAUGCUGCUGCUAAAACACAAAUAAAACAAUAUAAACAAAUCCGGAGAGCAACUGUCACUCUUCAGGCAGCGUUCAGAGGGCUUCGAGUCAGAAGGGACGUUGCUGGCUGGCAUCGGGCUGCAACUGUGAUCCAGUCUGCGUUCAGGCGGCACAGAGCGCAAGUCAAGUACCAGGCAUUGCGUCUGUCCACCAUCAUCAUCCAGAGACGUUACCGGGCUCUUCUUCUUCAACAACACGACAGAGAAACGUUCCUGGAAACCAAACGAUGUGCUGUUGUCCUUCAGGCGGCUUUCAGGGGGAGUCGUGUUCGAAAAGACAUAGCCAAGAUGCACAAAGCUGCUUCCAUCAUUCAAGCAAGUUUCAGACAACACAGGCAGCAGACAGCCUUCAGACAGCAACGCUGGGCGGCGCACAUCUUACAGCAGAGGUUCAGAGCUCAGAGACGGAAACACCUGGAGGUAAAACGAUACCAAGAGGUUAGGAAAGCAGCAGCUGUUCUCCAGGCUGCAUAUCGUGGAAUGAAGGCCAGACAAAUGGUCCAACAAAGGCACCGGGCUGCUGGGGUAAUCCAGAGGGCUUUCAAAGCUCACCGCCAACGCAGGAAGUACAGCACCCUAAAAUCCUCUGCUCUCACCAUUCAAAAAAGAUACCGGGCCACUGUGACCGCAAAGAAGCAAAUGCAACAAUAUAAACGCAUACGCAGUGCAGCAGUUAUCGUUCAGGCAGCGUACAGAGGGCUUCGAGUCAGAAGGGACGUUGCUGGCUGGCAUCGGGCUGCAACUGUGAUCCAGUCUGCUUUCAGGCGGCACAGAGAGCAAGUCAAGUACCGGGCAAUGCGUCUGUCCACCGUCCUCAUCCAGAGGCGUUACCGGGCCUGUGUCCUGCAGAGGAGAGACAGGGACCACUUCCUGAAAACAAAACAGUCUGUGGUCAUCCUUCAGGCAGCUUUCAGAGGAUAUCGUGUCAGGAUGGAAACUGCAAAGAUGCACAGAGCGGCUUCUGUCAUUCAAGCAAACUUCAGAAGAUACAAACAGCAGACGACCUUUAUAAAGCAGCUCUGGGCAGCAAGAGUUCUACAGCAGAGAUUUAGGGCUCAGAAACGUAAAAACCACGAGGCAAAACGUUAUCAGGAGCUCAGAAAAGCUGCCGUCAUCUUACAAGCUGCCUGUCGAGGAAUGAAGUCCAGAAAAAUCAUCAAACAAAAGCAUCAAGCAGCCAGCAUCAUCCAGAUAGCUUUCAGGGCCCAUUGUGAACACAAGGAAUUCCUCACCCUGAAGUCCUCUGUCCUUAGUGUUCAGCGUAGAUAUCGAGCCACUGUGGCAACAAACAAACAAAGAAGGCAAUAUAAACAAAUGCAAAGAGCAACAAUUGCCCUUCAGGCAGCGUACCGAGGGCUUCGAGUCAGAAGGGAGGUUUCUGGCUGGCAUCGGGCUGCAACUGUGAUCCAGUCUGCGUUCAGGCGGCACAGAGAGCAAGUCAAGUACCAGGCAAUGCGUCUGUCCACCAUCAUCAUCCAGAGACGUUACCGGGCUCUUCUUCUUCAACAACACGACAGAGAAACGUUCCUGAAAACCAAACGAUGUGCUGUUGUCCUUCAGGCAGCUUUCAGGGGGAGUCGUGUUCGAAAAGACAUAGCCAAGAUGCACAAAGCUGCUUCCAUCAUUCAAGCAAAAUUCAGACAACACAGGCAGCAGACAGCCUUCAGACAGCAACGCUGGGCGGCGCGCAUCUUACAGCAGAGGUUCAGAGCUCAGAGACGGAAACAACUGGAGGUAAAACGAUACCAAGAGGUUAGGAAAGCAGCAGCUGUUCUCCAGGCUGCAUAUCGUGGAAUGAAGGCCAGACAAAUGGUCCAACAAAGGCACCGGGCUGCUGGGGUAAUCCAGAGGGCUUUCAAAGCUCACCGCCAACGCAGGAAGUACAGCACCCUAAAAUCCUCUGCUCUCACCAUUCAAAAAAGAUACCGGGCCACUGUGACCGCAAAGAAGCAAAUGCAACAAUAUAAACGCAUACGCAGUGCAGCAGUUAUCGUUCAGGCAGCGUACAGAGGGCUUCGAGUCAGAAGGGACGUUGCUGGCUGGCAUCGGGCUGCAACUGUGAUCCAGUCUGCUUUCAGGCGGCACAGAGAGCAAGUCAAGUACCGGGCAAUGCGUCUGUCCACCGUCCUCAUCCAGAGGCGUUACCGGGCCUGUGUCCUGCAGAGGAGAAACAGGGACCACUUCCUAAAAACAAAACAGUCUGUGGUCAUCCUUCAGGCAGCUUUCAGAGGAUAUCGUGUCAGGAUGGAAACUGCAAAGAUGCACAGAGCGGCUUCUGUCAUUCAAGCGAACUUCAGAAGAUACAAACAGCAGACGACCUUUAUUAAGCAGCUCUGGGCAGCAAGAGUUCUACAGCAGAGAUUUAGGGCUCAGAAGUGUAAAAACCACGAGGCAAAACGUUAUCAGGAGCUCAGAAAAGCUGCCGUCAUCUUACAAGCUGCCUGUCGAGGAAUGAAGUCCAGAAAAAUCAUCAACCAAAAGCAUCAAGCAGCCAGCAUCAUCCAGAGGUUUUUCAGAGGCCACCAUGACCGACAACAGUAUUUGAAAGUAAAAACAUCCAUUGUUACAAUUCAGCAACGGUAUCGAGCCACCAUACAAGCAAGAGCGGAGAGAAACCGAUACAUCCGACAGCAGCAGGCUGCCGUCACGCUGCAGAGAUUCUGCAGAGCCUGGAGUGCCAGACAGCAGGUCCUAAAGGCGGCUCAUGCAGAAAGGAGGCUUCGGUUCACAUCUGCGGUUUUUCAUCAUCUCCGUGCAAUAAAGAUUCAACGUGCUCUGAGGGCUCACUGGGCUUUGGAAUCGGCCAAAAAACAGAUCCGCUCUGUCAUCAUCAUACAGCGGUGGGUGAGAGCCAUGCAGCAGAGGAGACGGUUUCAGGAGGACAGGAGGAAGGUGAUCACAGCCCAGAGAGCAGUUAGGUCUUGGCUUGCUCGCCGCCACAAGGCUGCCUCUGUCCUCCAGCAGGCUGUUCGGAAACUCCUCUUCAUCAGGCGCCGGCAGAGGGUUCUGCGGGGCAUUACUAAAGCUCAGGCUCUGUGGAGAGGACACCGCUCCCGCCAACUGAAUGACGACAUGAAGUUGUCGAAGCUGAGGCUCCGCUUACGGAAAGUCUCUGCUGAUGUUCAAGAGGAGGACAAACUCUGCAACAAGACCACAUUCGCUCUGGAGUAUCUCCUACGAUACAAACACUUCUCAUAUAUUAUACAGGCCCUGAAAAACCUGGAGACUGCCACCAGGCUUUCACCAGUGUGCUGUGAGCGGUUGGUGGAGAGCGGGGCCAUAAACGUCAUCUUCACACAGAUCCGCUGCUGCAACAGGAGCCUCCCCUGCAUGGAGGUCAUCACCCUCUCUGUCCAGAUCCUCCUCAACCUCUCCAAGUACCACAAGACCGUAGAGGCAGUGUACUCGGUGGAAAACUCUGUGGAAACGCUGCUUGAUUUGCUGCAGAGGUACAGGGACAAGGCCGGGGAUAAAGUGGCUGAAAAGGGGGGGAGCAUUUUUACCAAAACCUGCUUCCUCAUCGCUCUCCUGCUGCAGGACCCCCACCGAGUCGAGGAGGUGAAGAAGAUCCCUCAUGCUUUGGACAGAUUGUGCAGCAUCUAUAAGCUGACUGCUCGCAAACACAAACUGGAUGCAGAGAGAAACAUCGUCAAGCUGAAAAUGAACGCGUCCGUUAACGGGAGCGUUUUGGCGACGCCUCGGAAGUCUCCGCCUGUACCAAAAUUCUCACCAGACUGGGUUCUGACGAGAAACAACCUGAAAGAAAUUGUGCAUCCUCUGAGAGCGAUACAGAUGGUGGCAGACACACUUUCUAUUGUUUUGUAAAUACAUUUUGUUUGUUCUGUUUGUAGAUUUAAAGUUUUUUUCUUACUGAACAAUUUGAAAUUGUUUUGUUUUAUUCAAAAUUUCUUUUGUUGGUUUUUAUGCAAUAAACAGGAGAAAUCCACAUUAAA